AUGAAUUUCGAUCUCCCUCAAGACCUUCAGGACUGCAUAUCCAAGCUCGACACCUUUAUCAAGUCAGAAAUCCUCCCGAUUCAGCAGGAGAAUAUCCAAUUUUUCGACCACCGGCGAGAGCCUUCAAGAACGCAAUGGGACAAUGACGGCCUGCCCACCCCCGAAUGGGAGGCUCUCUUGAGCCGCGCUCGCAAGCUGGCCGAUGACGCCGGCUUCUAUCGCUUGCCCUUGCCCAAGCAAUACGGCGGUCAGGAAUGCUCCAACAUGUGGAUGUGCGCUCUUCGCUAUCAUAUGGCAUCUCAUCCAGACUAUGGAGGAGGCGUCAGUUUGGCCAAUGACCUGCAGAACGAGCAUAAUGUUGUUGGUAACUUUCCAGAUUUUCUCAUGCUAUACCAUUGGGGAAAUCAGCAGCAAAGGGAUGAGUUUAUCCCUGCUCGCUUGGAGGGUCGCUUCGUAAUGACGUUUGGUUUAACUGAGAUACAUCACGGCAGCGAUGCUACUCACAUGGAUACAAAGGCGACCCCAAUCACAUUUGCAGAUGGAUCACCAGGAUACAGCAUCAGCGGAAACAAGAAGUGGCAGACAGGUGCUCACUCAGCGACGCACUUUCUUAUUUUUGCACGUACAUCGGGGCAGCCAGGCUCAUCCAAAGGCCUCACUGCUUUCCUAGUACCCAGGGGCACCUCCGGGCUAGAAAUAAAUUCGUACCAGUACACCCUCAACAUGCCUACCGACCAUGCAACGCUUUUGUUGGACGACGUACGUGUUCCAGCGACUGCAGUAUUUGGCCCUUUCGAUAACGGUCUUGCCGUGGCCCAGACCUUUACGCACGAAAAUCGUAUCCGCCAGGCUGCUAGUUCGUGCGGUGCAGCCAAGUUCUGCAUUGAUCGCUCCGUUGCGUAUGCUCGAGGCCGCAUUGUAUUUGGAAAGCCUCUGGCGUCCAACCAAGCCAUCCAGUGGCCCUUGGUGGAGCUUUCGACGCAGGUGGAAAUGCUGCGUUUGCUGAUCCUUCGAACUGCUACCGAGAUGGACCAAGUGCAGCAGCAAUACAAAGGCAACUCGAAGACUCCUCCUUGGAUCGCUAUUGAGAAACAGUUGGGGCAUAAGAUCGGGAUGUGUAACUAUUAUGCAAACCGACUAGCCACCCAAGCCGCCGACAAUGCCAUCCAGGUCCACGGUGGCAACGGCUAUAGCAGGCACCAGCCGUUUGAGCACAUUUGGCGGCACUUUCGGCGAUAUAGGAUCACUGAAGGGAGUGAGGAAAUCCAGAUGAGAAAGGUCGCCGGUUACCUAUUUGGAUACAAGGAUACUGGUGUAGAGAAGGAAAAGGAGAAGUUGUAA
Messenger RNA from Clonostachys rhizophaga, 1341 nucleotides. The record is from the annotation of a GenBank genome assembly. Lineage: Eukaryota; Fungi; Ascomycota; Sordariomycetes; Hypocreales; Bionectriaceae.